Molecule: messenger RNA, 1881 nt
Organism: Paraglomus brasilianum
Lineage: Eukaryota; Fungi; Glomeromycota; Glomeromycetes; Paraglomerales; Paraglomeraceae
Source: the annotation of a GenBank genome assembly
AUGAAAUCUAUCAAGCUACUGUCAUUAUCCCUCCUCGCGUUCGCCCUGCUCGAUGCUGCCGUUGCGCAGAAUUGUGGAAAGAAUAUAGGGGCAUCUUGUGGAGAUCCUACCGAGCCUUGUUGUUCGUCUUACGGGUGGUGCGGCAGCACACCAGCACAUUGUCAAACUGGAUGCGAUCCAGUAUACUCCUUCAACAAGCAAUGCGUUGUUCCAGGAGGCAGUGCCCCUCCGCCUCCGCCUCCCCCCUCUGCGGGCCAACCGUUAAUUCCAAAGGGUCCAGUAACCGGCAACAACUUAAAAGGCACCUGGCAGGUCAUUGGGCAUACCGGCAUUGCUGCUAUGCAUAUCGUGCUUACUUCUCCCAAUAAGAUCUUAAUUAUUGAUAAAGCCGAGAAAAACCCCUUUGCCAUUACUUCAGACGGCUUGAAUGCACACUCUGUCGAAUACGACCUCAACACAAACCUCUUCCGGGUACUAGACCUCAGAACAAAUACGUUCUGUUCUGCUGGAUCAUUCCUCGGAAAUGGCACGCUUCUUGAGACUGGGGGUGCUGAGGACACGCCUGGUGACAUAAAGUCUGCGAACGGAUUCCAAACGGUUCGUCAAUACACACCAUGUAUGGAUGGAACAUGCAAUUGGCUCGAGUGGCCAACUUAUUUGAACUCUGCUAGAUGGUAUAACGGUAUGGCCUCCCUUCCGGAUGGCCGAGUAUUUAUCCUCGGCGGCUCAACAAAGGGAGCAGGUGUAAACACUGUAUCCAUACAAAACCCGACCUUUGAAUUCUAUCCAAAAGACACUUCUCCACCAGGGGUACCAAUUCAAUUCCUUAUCGACACUUUCCCGUAUAAUCUUUAUCCCGUAAUACACGUUGUGCCCGGUCCUGCGUCCCAGAACACACUCUUCCUCUUUGCGAAUAAUAAGGCCGUUCUUUGGGAUUAUAUUACCAAGACUGAGAUUAAAAAGCUUCCCGACUUACCCGGUCCUCCGCGUUCGUACCCAUUGACUGGAUCGUCCGUAUUGCUUCCGUUGGAUUACAAAAAUGGCUACACACCAGUAGUAAUGAUUUGUGGCGGGAGUAAUGAAAUAUCGAAUAAUUCUCCGGCAGCUAACAGUUGCGGAAGAAUUAAUCUCGCUGACCCUAAUCCUACAUGGGAAAUGGACACCUUUGGUGGAUUCGCAAGAGUUAUGCCAGACGUUGUUUAUUUGGCAGAUGGUACUGUCUUGUGGCUUAAUGGAGCUGGAAAAGGACAUGCUGGAUACGACAAGAUCGGCAGAUCCGGAGCAAGAAUUCACCUUGCUGAUAACCCAGUAUUAACACCGGUUCUCUAUAAUCCAGCCGCCAAAUCCUGGACGCAGCUCUUCCCUACUACAAUACCACGUAUGUAUCACUCCUCGGCUACGUUGAUCCCUGACGGAAGUGUAUUUGUUUCUGGAAGUAAUCCAAAUUCAGACUAUCUUCCUGAUGGUGUUUUCCGCACUGAGUACCGUGCCGAGAGAUUUGCUCCACCGUACUUGUUGACUACAGUUCCACAGCCAAAGAUCACCAUGGUUGCUGGAUCGACAAAAUUGAUUAGCGAGACCCCUAUUAGAGUUAAAUAUGGCAAGAGAGUAAUAGUGACCGCAACAGUGUCGACUAGCGCAGGUAAUCCAAAGUUUACUGCUGCUCUGAUAAAUCCCGGAUUUUCCACUCAUUCGCAGCAUAUGAGCAUGAGAUAUGUAAAAAUUAAAGUCACAGGUGCACUGCAGACAGGAAAUACAUUUAAUGUGGAAGUUCAAAUGCCGCCAAAUGCAAAUGUCUUGCCCCCCGGUAGAGUUUACCUGUUUCUACUUAAUAAGGGCAAGCCAGCGAAGAAGGCUGUUGAAGUCUUUAUUGAAGUUUGA